AUGCAAUGUACAGGAAAUUUUUCAAGAUGUCCGGAAGGUGUAAUUCUCGGUUGUGGUAAUCCACUCUUAGAUAUGCGAGUUGAAGUCAGCCUAGAUUUUUUAAAAAAGUGGAAUUUGGAAGAAGAUGAUGCAAUAAUAGCAGAUGACGAACGUAUGCCUAUGUUUCAAGAGUUGUUGGACAACUAUGAUAUAACUUAUACACCAGGUGGUGCAACGCAAAAUUCACUUCGCGUUUGUCAAUGGAUAUUAAAUGAGCCGAAUCGUUCAGUAUUUUUUGGCUGCAUAGGUGAUGAUCACUAUGGUGAUAUCUUAAAGCAAAAGACCCAAGAAAUAGGCCUUAGGGUAUAUUAUCAAGUGAAAGAAAAGCAAAAAACAGGAACAUGUGCUGCUCUCAUUACUAAUCAACAUAGAUCCCUUUGUGCACAUCUUGCAGCAGCAAAUUUAUUCACGAUAGAUCAUUUGGAAAAACUAGAAAGUCGUGUUUUAAUUGAAACGGCUCAAUAUUUUUAUAUAUCGGGAUUUUUCUUAACAGUUUGUCCUGCAGCUGUUAUGUUCAUUGCCCAGCAUGCAAGCAAACAUAAUAAGGUAUUUGCAACAAAUUUAGCAGCACCAUUUGUUCUAAAAUAUUUCCGAAAUGAAUUUUUGGAAUUGUUACCAUAUGUUGACAUUUUAUUUGGCAAUGAAAGAGAAGGUAAAGCAUUCGCAGAUGCAAUCAAUUACAAUACGCAUGAAUUGCAACAAAUAUGCGUUAAAAUUGCAGCAUUUUCAAAGAUUAAUGAAAAGCGUCAAAGGAUAGUGAUUCUAACGCAAGGAUCUGGUCCAACAAUCGUUUAUCAAAAUGGUAAUAAUGAUGCUGUGAAAUACCCAGUAAAAAAAUUGAAGCAUGAAGAAAUUGUUGAUACAAAUGGAGCUGGUGAUGCAUUUGUUGGAGGAUUCUUAUCACAAUACAUUCAACAGAAAUCAAUAGCGGAUUCAGUUAAAUGCGGACACUAUGCUGCAGCAGUAAUAAUACAACAAGAAGGCUGUACACUUCCACCAAUUUGCUUAUAUCAUUAA
Brugia malayi is the source of this 1056-nucleotide messenger RNA. Its product is annotated as Adenosine kinase-like. Gene Ontology annotation, biological process: purine ribonucleoside salvage. The record is from RefSeq and is a predicted model, not a curated record. Bases 1 to 1056 code for a protein of 351 amino acids. Gene Ontology annotation, molecular function: adenosine kinase activity. NCBI's taxonomy places the organism in Eukaryota, Metazoa, Nematoda, Chromadorea, Rhabditida, Onchocercidae. The transcript is spliced from 8 exons. Gene Ontology annotation, cellular component: nucleus; cytosol.